CUCAUCUCAUCAUCAUAAUAAUCGUUUCAAUAUUACAUUCUAACCUCUCACUAGAAUUUUAAUUUUAAAAUCAACUAAAAUUAGGUAGGUACGCAAUGUUCAACGAAAAGGUGGUACUUAUAACUGGUGCUAGUUCAGGAAUUGGUGCUGCUACUGCUCCGGAAUUCGCUAAGCUAGGAGCUUCUUUAGUUUUAACGGGAAGAAAUAAGGAAAAUUUGGAUGAAGUAAGCAAACAGUGUGAAAAUUUAUCACCAAGGAAAUUAAAACCGCUCGUUGUAAUUGGUGAUAUAAAUAAUGAAAGUGACGUAGAAAAUAUUAUUAAACAGACAUUGGAUCAUUAUUCUCGUCUUGACGUUUUGGUAAACAAUGCAGGGAUAUUGGAAUCUGGUUCAAUAGAAACUACUUCGCUAGCUCAAUAUGACAGAGUUAUGAAUACAAAUGUGCGCGGGCCGUAUCAAUUGACGAUGCUAGCAGCGCCACACUUAGUAAAAACUAGAGGCAAUAUUGUUAAUGUAUCUAGCGUAACUGGCUUGAGAUCAUUCCCUAACGUUUUGGCAUAUUGCAUGUCCAAAUCCGCAUUAGAUCAGUUCACUAGGUGCGUAUCUCUUGAAUUGGCAUCUAAAGGUGUAAGGGUCAACGCAGUUAAUCCAGGCGUGAUUGAUACUGGUAUACAUAUGAAGUCAACUAUGAAUGAGCAGCAAUAUCAGGAAUUUUUGAUAAAGUGUAAAGAAACUCAUGCCAUUGGACGAGCUGGAAGCGCUAAGGAGGUUGCAUCUGUUAUUGUAUUCUUAGCUGACGACAGACUCGCAAGCAAUAUCACUGGGGCCACCAUUCCAGUUGAUGGUGGACGUCAUGCAAUGUGUCCACGAUGAUAUAAAUUAAAAACUUAUCUUACGUUUCU
Molecule: messenger RNA, 901 nt
Organism: Chilo suppressalis (striped riceborer)
Lineage: Eukaryota; Metazoa; Arthropoda; Insecta; Lepidoptera; Crambidae
Source: the annotation of a GenBank genome assembly